Durusdinium trenchii is the source of this 1408-nucleotide messenger RNA. NCBI's taxonomy places the organism in Eukaryota, Dinophyceae, Suessiales, Symbiodiniaceae. The record is from the annotation of a GenBank genome assembly.
GCUGUGAAGCGAAGUGGCUGAAGUUAAGAGAGACUUGGGUAGACGGAUGGGACCGAUGGGACAUCAGGAGAUAGGAAUAGAGAGGACGUUUUCUGGGCAAUUGGGGGAUUGGGGUGGGGUGGAUGAUAACCACUCGAAGUCAUCUGAAAAUGAACGUCGUUUGCUUGAGAGUGGUGGUUAGAGCACCCACCAUCUGUGGCCCAGUGGCAUUGUGGCCUGGUGGUCUACAUCCUCCAUAUGUCAUCGUGGGAAUAAUCAGCCCCCACCCGUUGAAGGUAUUGGAGACUACAUGACUAGAUCCUGAUGAUCAGGUGAUGACCUGGACCUGAUGAUGGAUGAUGGUUGAUGGGAUUCUGAACCAUGAGAGCUUAACAUAUUAGCACAGGCUUUAUGAGAUAUCAGUGCCAUGCCAAUUAGGAGCUUGUGCCUGAGAGCAUGGAGGAGGAAUGGGCACUGGAGGCUCUAUGUGGUGAGAGUGGAUGCCUAAACUGGAUGGUCUGAUUGGCGGAGUGUGGACGAUUGGUUUGAUCUGAUGGCCUAUGACACCCAAUGGGAGAGAGAUGAGCAUAUAGCUGGAAAGCAAAGUAAUAUGGGAACCUUCCAAUAUGGAGGAGAUGAGGCAUUGAGGCAUUGGAUGAGUAAAGCAGAGGAUGGGGCGGGAUCAGCAAUGAUGAGAUGAAGAAGGUGAUGAGCCUGAGAACGCUUAGGAAUCUUUAUAUUGCCUCAGGUUAUUUGUCUGUGGUUGAUGAACUUGUCAGUUUGACAAUUAGUCAAGUUCAUUAACGUUUGGUGCUGCCAUCUCAGGAGCAAGGUGCAUAAGAAUGAUGAGCUUUGGCCUAUCUAUGAGAAGAUUAGCCAGCUGAUGAGUUCAGCAGAACCUGGAUCAUCCAGGCAGCGACCGAUGGCGCAUGUCGCGCGGGAGUUGCUGAAGAAGGAAUUGGUGACCUUGAUGAAGGCCCAAGAUGAGAGCUGCGGCUUCUCUGUGGGUUUGGAGGACGAUUCGGACUUCUUCACCUGGCGCGUGGUCUUCGAGGGUCCGGCCGAGAGCCUGUAUGAGGGUGGCAUUUUCACCGCGAUCCUAAAGUUCCCGUCCGACUUCCCGAACAACCCGCCAGAGAUGAGGUUCGAGACCGAGAUGUGGCAUCCCAACAUCUACCCGGAUGGCCGGGUCUGCAUCUCCAUCUUGCAUCCUCCAGGCACCGAUCGUUUCAAUGACCAGGAGACCGCGGAUGAGCGCUGGCGGCCGAUCCUGGGCGUUCAUAGCAUCCUCAUCAGUGUGAUGUCGAUGCUCGUGGAUCCAAAUGUGGAUUCCCCAGCCAACAUCGAUGCAGCGGUCAACAUGAAGAACGACUACGAGGGCUGGAAGAAGAAGGUGAGGCAGCUGACCCGAAAGAGUGUGGAAGGAUGA